Molecule: messenger RNA, 1770 nt
Organism: Ostertagia ostertagi
Lineage: Eukaryota; Metazoa; Nematoda; Chromadorea; Rhabditida; Trichostrongylidae
Source: the annotation of a GenBank genome assembly
AUGUCCUGGAUUGGGCAGGGGUAUGGCGAUAAUUGUUUAUGUUCUCAUCGUCAGUCUCCGGUUUCGACCUUGCCUUCACGGGAUGAUAAAGAUGGGUCAGUAUCCCAGAAUCUACUAACCUACCUAAGGUCAAUGGCGUGCGCAGACCCUGGGGUCUUCAGUGGUGAAAGAAAUGAAAAUUUCGAAGAGUUUGUAAGACGAUUCAAAAGAAAAUAUGAGAAAGUUAUAGGAUGCGAGGCCACCCUGAUAGAAAUUUUCGGUGAUGACCACCUGGGUGGUCGAGCGAAGAGUGUAUUCACUGCCCUUCCUCAGCGGACGAAGGAACGCGGUCUGGAUUUUGUCAUUGGAGAACUGGCCAGGCUUUUGUCGCAAGAAUCGACGGCAGGAAGGUUACGAGCCCUGACAGAACUGAGGAACCUGAAAAUGAGGCCUGGCCAGGAAGCCUUGGAAAAUCUGGGAAAACAGGCCAAUCCAGACUGUACAAUUGAGGAACGCUCGUUGGAAUACGCCCAGAUUCUCCUGGAUAAUCUCAGUGAUUGGCCCGAACACUUUCAGUUGGUAGGGGCUCUACACAGGGUGGAUGCCCGAAAGGCGUACGAAGAGGUCAAACAAUUAGCGCUCAGCAUAGAGCAGUCUAAGCUGGUGUUCGGAGUUAGUAGGAGAUCAAGUGUAGGUCAUUGGAAAAAUAGGGCCGCUCAGUAUCGUAGUCAUGGAGGUAUGAACAUGUCAGAAAAGGCACAGUUCACUCACGUCGGGGUCGAGAACGUGAGUGAAGAGGGAGCUAGGAUAUAUGAAAAUGACGGACGAAACAACUAUCGAACAGGCUCAAGGAUAAGAAAGGAGUCUCAGGAGCAAAUACGGUACAGUGAGGCUGAUGAGCUCGAUUCUUCGCGAAGUGUUGCGGACAACAGGAAGUGUUAUAAGUGUUUGAGAUAUGGACAUAUAGCCAGGAACUGCCCUCUAUCUGCAAUAAGAGUGAAUCAAGUCAGGGAACAAGGUAGUGCUGAGAAGAAAACCUUGUCGGAGAUCAUCAACCAAGCCCGAAGUCUAGGGAUGGUAGCACAGGACAUUGGAAAGGCAACUGAGUUAGUAGGUAAUAGAAUUGUCAAGCAAUUGAAUCUCCUUGGUGGUCGACAUCCGGUACUGAUCGACACAGGGUCAAUGAUUAGUGUGAUACCCGUGGAAACUCUAGCAAAAGCACAGGAUGAAGGAAUGAACCUGGACGCGCUGAAACUUGUAAAGGAAUCUCAGCUUGCGCCUGUCUUUGAUGCAUCCGAUAACAGGAUGAGAUUUUUCGGAGCGGUAUACAUUGAGACCGAGCUAGAAGGAGGGAACCGAGCUUUGGUACCGUUCCACAUAAGCCCGAGUAAAGGCGACAUGAUAAUACUUGGUACUAAUGCCCUAAGAAAGUUGGGUGUGAAACUUUCCAUAGUUGCGGAUAGAAAGGAAAGCAGUAAACAGUGGACGGAAAGAGAAGAUGAGAGCAAUGCAACGGUGGUAAGGCGCAUGCACGUACCUACCCGCGGCGCAGCUUGGGUGCAUGCGCAUGACUAUAGAAAAUCUUCAGCGGAAGUAGGGGAGAGGUGGAUCAGUGGAGGAAGUGUAGCGCACGAAGGAUACACCGUUAAGAAUCUAAUGGUCAGUCCACCUUCUCGGAAGAGAAGAGCCAAUGCGGGACGCAGGAGAACACGUAAGAAUGGGGAAAGAUUGCCAAAAGUUGUAUAUGAACCUGUAAGAGAAGCUGCGUCCACAAUUUGUAAAGCCCACAGA